This is a messenger RNA of Drosophila innubila, 1596 nucleotides long. It is a transcript of the gene sna, whose product is annotated as protein snail. Gene Ontology annotation, molecular function: RNA polymerase II cis-regulatory region sequence-specific DNA binding; DNA-binding transcription factor activity, RNA polymerase II-specific. Bases 127 to 1338 code for a protein of 403 amino acids. Gene Ontology annotation, biological process: regulation of DNA-templated transcription. The transcript has a single exon. NCBI's taxonomy places the organism in Eukaryota, Metazoa, Arthropoda, Insecta, Diptera, Drosophilidae. The record is from RefSeq and is a predicted model, not a curated record.
AGCAACUCUCGUUUCUCGUCUCGUCUCUAUACGCCUCGUCUCGAUCACGAUCUCGCCUUGAUCUCGUCAACUAUUUAUACUACAACUCGAUAAAGUGUGCUCGGGAUUUACACAACGAUCUUCACUAUGGCCGUCAACUACAAGAGCUGCCCGCUUAAGAAGCGUCCCAUUGUCUUUGUGGAGGAGCUGCCGCAAACGGAGGCCUUGGCUUUGACCAAGAGCUCACAGUUUGCGCCAGUCCAUCAGUCGCAGGAUCAGCAGCAGGAGCAACCACAGGAUCUUUCGCUGAAACGCAAAGCCAGCGCGCUAGACUUUGAGGAAUAUGAGCUGCCGACAAAGCGUGAAUAUGUCUUGAAUCUGUCCAAGACUCCAAUGACACCGAUGACACCAAUAGCACCACGCCGUGUCAGCUCUCCGCUCAGCUCGGCGCUGCUCUCGCCGCCCGCAGAGGAGCAGGAUUAUCAGCCAACUGAUAUACACAUGCGUGGAUUGACAGCUGCCACAGCCGGUUACACAACGAAUCCCUAUCAAUCGGCAUUUGUGAUGGCCGCCGGUUGCAAUCCCAUCUCCGCCUUGUGGAGCAGCUAUCAGCCACAUUUGAAUACGGCCGCAUUUCCAUCACCGGCCAGUUCAAUGGCCUCACCGCAUUCAGUGUACAGCUACCAACAGAUGACGCCACCAUCGAGUCCCGGCUCGGAUGUCAGCUCCGAGCCCGAGGAUCUCUCCGUGCGCAAUGAUAUUCCGCUGCCGGCGCUGUUCCACCUCUUCGAUGAGGCACGCAGCAGCAGCUUGGCCUCCUCCUCCUCCUCCGCCUCCACGUACUCCUAUGCCGCCUCCAACAGCUCCAGCUCCAACUGCAGCAGCAGCAACUCCUCCUUAACGGCAGCCAAGAACUAUCGCUACAAGUGCGACAACUGCCAGAAGAUGUACUCCACAUCGAUGGGUCUGUCGAAGCAUCGUCAGUUCCACUGUCCGGCCGCCGAGUGCAACCAGGAGAAGAAGCAGCACUCGUGUGAGGAAUGUGGCAAGCUCUACAACACAAUUGGGGCACUCAAGAUGCACAUUCGCACACACACACUGCCCUGCAGAUGCCCCAUCUGUGGCAAGGCCUUCUCCCGUCCCUGGUUGCUCCAGGGACACAUUCGCACCCACACCGGAGAGAAGCCCUUCAAGUGCCCGGACUGUCCACGCUCCUUUGCCGAUCGCUCCAAUCUGCGGGCCCAUCAACAGACCCAUGUGGAUGUGAAGAAGUACGAGUGCAAGGAGUGCCACAAGUCCUUCUCCCGCAUGUCCCUGCUCAACAAGCACAGCUCCAAUUGUACCAUCACAAUUGUCUAGACUGGCAUUGCUCAACACUGGCUGAAGCCCAAAGCAGACACAUUCCGCUGGCAAGGAUCUAUAAUACAUACAAUAAUAUAGUUAACUUGCAUUUAAGCUAUAUAUACUUAUAUACUCGGUUUUGGUGCUAUAUAUCAUAGAAAAUACUCUACUAUUUAUUUCAUUCAUAACUCUAAGUAUUCUGUACAUUUAUCCCGCAUUUAUCAGACAGCAGUUGACCAAAUUAUAAGUUUAGCUCUUAGUUUUUAUUUAACUACA